AGGAAACAAGGCUAAUAAAAGUCUAUGGGCUGAUCACAAGUACAGACUCCAUAGAUAAGGAAGCACCAGGGAAAAAGCCAUGGAGUUCUUCAUGACUGAUACAAAUCACACUGAUCACAGUAACAGUUCCAAUUUGGUGAUUGGCUUCACAUCUUCUGUCAUAUCAGUUUUUUUGUUUGGAUCCAAUUUUGUGCCAGUGAAGAAGUUUGACACUGGAGAUGGAAUGUUCUUUCAGUGGAUUCUCUGUGCGUCUAUAUGGAUAGUCGCUUUGGUGGUGAACCUGAUCUUGCGCUGUCCAAAAUUCUGGCCUCUUGCUAUGGUUGGAGGCUGUGUAUGGGCCACAGGUAAUAUUACAGUUGUUCCAAUAGUGAAAACAGUAGGACUUGGGUUAGGCCUCCUCCUAUGGGCUUCUACCAACCUUCUCACUGGCUGGGCAAGUUCAAGAUUUGGCAUGUUUGGAAUAGAUCCAGAAGUAGUUCAGAGGCCGUAUUUAAACUAUGCAGGCGCUUCUCUUUCUGCACUAAGUGCAGUUAUAUUUCUGUUUGUGAAAACGGACAUCAAAUCUGUUACAUCUGAACCAGAAACGACUCCACUUCUGAGGAAUAGUAUUAAUUCAAACGAGAACACGCUAACAGAUGAAUCAUGGGUAGACAAAUUAUCAUCUUUACAAAGGCGAAUCAUAGGCUCAGUGAUGGCAAUUGUUGCCGGGGUCCUUUAUGGCUCCUGUUUUAUUCCUGUCCUCUAUAUCAAAGAUCACAGCAAGCACAAUGAUAGCGCAUAUGCUGGAGCAAGCCAAUUUGAUCUAGAUUAUGUGUUUGCACACUACAGUGGAAUUUUUCUCACAAGCACUGUUUAUUUUCUCAUCUACUGCGCGGUUAUGAAAAACCGUCCUAAAGUUUAUCCGGAAGUAAUAUUACCUGGUUUUAUCUCUGGCUUCCUCUGGGCAAUUGCAAACUGCUGCUGGUUCCUGGCUAAUAACUACCUCAGUGCUGUGGUCAGCUUCCCAAUAAUCACUGCGGGUCCUGGACUGGUUGCUGCUCUGUGGGGGGUGCUUGUAUUUAAAGAAAUAAAGGGACGAAGAAAUUACUUGCUGCUAGUGCUAGCAUUCUGCAUUGUGCUAUCUGGUUCCCUCCUAACAGCGUUUUCUAAGACAUGAAUCACUUUCCUGACUAACCACCAGGUGGCACCGCUGAUUUUUAUUUGUACAUAAUCAUUUUAUUCUGAUGAAUGAGGCGAUCAGGGACACAAAAAACAUCCUACUUCUCUGAUGACAUUUAUGCCACUUUAUAUUCAUAUUUUAUGCUAAGCUCUGGAAGAUUGAAGGCAAUACA
This is a messenger RNA of Nanorana parkeri, 1331 nucleotides long. It is a transcript of the gene TMEM144, whose product is annotated as transmembrane protein 144. The record is from RefSeq and is a predicted model, not a curated record. Gene Ontology annotation, cellular component: membrane. Lineage: Eukaryota; Metazoa; Chordata; Amphibia; Anura; Dicroglossidae. The transcript is spliced from 12 exons. Gene Ontology annotation, molecular function: carbohydrate transmembrane transporter activity. Gene Ontology annotation, biological process: carbohydrate transmembrane transport. The coding region runs from base 80 to 1156 and encodes 358 amino acids.